AUGAGCUCUCCAGAGGAGGCAUCUGUGCCGGGAACUGAUUUUUUCGUGGAGGCUGAGGAGCAGCCCAAGAGCUUGAGUGUUAUCCCAGGGCCUCCAGAGAGCCAUGAGGGUGAAGAUAGCCUCUCAGGCCCCAACGGCACCGAGACCCCCUUGGUGUCCCAGCUGGAAGUGACAGAGGGCAGAACGGUGGUGCUUUGGGCCCGUGAGAACUGGUCAGACUCCCCAGUCGACGAGGAAGGGAGGCCAGGCUCGCCGGUUGACGAGAUAGGGGUUAGUCUAGAUUUCCUGCCCCAUGUCAGAGUCGAGACUCUGCCCAUCGAGCAGAUGACCAGCCUGGAGACAGACCCGGAGACACCAGACACGGGAGAGCACCCAUCCUCAGAGAGCGUUUGCAGUGAUGCAGAGGCAGGCCCUAGCAGGAGAGGCCUAGAGGCCACAAGCUGUGAGGAGGCAAAGCUGGCCUCCGCUGCCCUUCUCUACCCCAAGGGACCAGAGCAGGGCAGGGCCUGGGUGACCCCGAGGAGGAGCACCGCAAGUAGAGUGAUGGUCAGCAAAGAUGCUCAAUGUCCUUCCUCUGAACCCGAGACUUCAGAUGAAUUCGAUGAGGCACAGAUGAUGAGGGUGACCAUUUGCCUCAAAGAUGGAGGCCAGGCCAAGUCCAGCAGCCUAGUGGAGGCAGGAGGCCUAAACAGACCCUCUAAUGUCCAGAUCACGGACAGUUUAGUUCGGAUGCCCUCCUCUCUGGUAGCCUCUCCUUCCUGGGCACUCACCUCUGGCGUGGAAAGGCAGGCCUCAAAAGAGCUGGAAGCCUUUCCCCCUAAGAAAAAGCAGGGGGUCGAAGGGAGCAAGGGAGGGGGCAAGCCCAGCUAUGCAGAGGCUGCUGCUGCUGGGGCUGCUGGCCUGCCCAAGGCCAGUCCUAGAAAGAAGGUGGUCCAGAAGAGGAAAACCCUGUGGGACGCCUCAGCAGUUACCCGGGGCAGAGCAUUCCAUCAUUGGGGCCAGAGACUAACAUCAGCUCCUGUGGAACCAGCCACCUUUCCCCGACACUUGGGUGUUGGCCUGUCUGGGAGGUCCAAUAAAUGCUCAUUGAUGCCUUUGAGACCCAAACAGUGCAAGAACUGCUACACUGGGAAGAGAUCUGGAGCAAAGAGGACAAGGGAGUUCCAGCCGGUGACCAGAGAAGAUACUGAUACCACCAGAGAUCCCUCCUCACAGGCUCAGCUUCCAAAACACAGGGCAGAUCCACCUUCCCAGAACGUGCUUCAAGGAGAAUUCAGCGGUGGGGAUCCCAACACUAGAGGCUCUCAGGAUCCAGGAAACUCCUUAGCAUUGAGUCAGAGAAACAUUGCGUCAAGAUCUGCACCCUCCGGUGACCAGGAACCACCUGUGGGUCCCCCAGACCCAGAGCCAGAGAUGCAGCAACUACCAGAAACACAGGGCUGUCCUCGGUGUCCAGAGUUACAGAAGGACAUAGAGGAUCUCAAGAAACAGCUAGCAGCUAUGCGGUCUCUCAACGAAAAGUUCCAGGCCCUUUCAAGUUAG
Nannospalax galili (Upper Galilee mountains blind mole rat) is the source of this 1542-nucleotide messenger RNA. RefSeq lists its product as uncharacterized. The record is from RefSeq and is a predicted model, not a curated record. Bases 1 to 1542 code for a protein of 513 amino acids. The transcript has a single exon. Lineage: Eukaryota; Metazoa; Chordata; Mammalia; Rodentia; Spalacidae.